AUGGAUCAGUUACCAAAAGAGAUCAGGCACAUAAUCGCCGAUUGGACAGGACAGAUAUCCAAGGAAAGCCUCCAAGCGCUGGGCUUAGUCAGCCGUGAGUGGAACGAGAUUGCCAAAGAAUUCUUGAAUCAGCAUAUCAUCAUUCGCUUAAGGGAAGGAAGAAACCCCAUCAUACCGGACGACCAACGUAUCCUCAUACACGCGAGACAACUGAGCCUUGUGGCAGAAUGGCGCCCGUAUUUCCCUCAGAAAACAUCUCUCUCCAAUCACCGAAAGCCUCUGGCCAGGGACAAGCCUGACAAUCACAAGUCCCACAUUUCUAGUCUUCUAGAAGGAGCAUUCUCUGGGGAUCACUCCGUCCCCGGAGCUGGUUUCUACGUUAGAGGAGAUUGGAGUCCUGUUAUUGAUCUGAUCCGACUAAUUCCUCGUUUACACGAAGUGAAUCUCCUUGUCUUCCAUGGUGGUCCAGUCGAACUCUUUGAGGCUCUUUCACAAUAUCACCCUACUUGUCGAGUCUCCAUAUUCAGCACUUUGAUUAAAAAAAACCCAAUUCGGUGGGACUCAUUUCCUUCUAUAGAUCCGGUGUGGAUUUCCUCGCCAAUGCUAUAUGCUGUCCAUUUGACUUGUGAGGAGUACUACCCUGUGCUCUCUGAGGAUCCCGAUAGGAUACUACAGAAUAUUGUGUUACAUGCGCCGAAUCUCAAAAAGAUCGCAUUGCGGAUUAGAGGUCGGGAUAAUGGUCAGGCCUUAAGAGAAAGGCUACACGAAGCCAGUGUGGACAUGGCCAACAAAAAUGACAAACCACCUGGAUCUGCUAGAAUUGAAACCAUGUCAUGGCCUCUCCAUACCGAUAUGACAGCUACUCAGUUCCAAGAUUGGCACACAGUCACCGAUUUGAGUGUUUUGAAAUCAUGGACUGUUGGCUGUAUUAAAGAUUCGACACUGCUCCAGUCUAUUAUGGAUAUUCGCCCUUUCAAACAGCUAAAGCAACUCACCCUUGCCGUAUUUGCACCUAAGGGUGAUGGGCCAAGGUUUUGGCGCGCUGCAGAGUCGAUGUUCAGCUCGCUGCCACCAUUAACAUAUCUUUGUUUAUUGGGAGUAUAUCAUCCUGGGUUUCUGAACAAUGUGCUUAGCUAUGGGCAUGGGCAAACUCUCCUUGAGUUGAAAUUGCAUGAGCAAAUAUCACCUUAUCCGCUCGCAAGAGGCGUGUCUCUACCCCGACUGUGCAAAAAGGGGCAAGCCGGGCCCAUAUUUUCAACUGAGCAAGUUCGAGAGUUGGGACGCUAUUGUCAACUUGUUCGGAAGCUACAAAUCUGUGUACAGCGAUAUCCAGGUCCUCAAACAGAUAUGUCGAGCGCUCUGGGACGUUUUCCCUCCCUCAAGGAGCUCGACCUUGUGUUGAAUUGCUUACCCCAAAUGGAUGCGAACGGAAUGCCUGUCCCACCGCGAGAAUUGACCGAAUUUGAAAAGGGUCUGGUAGCGGAGUUUGGGCGGGGCAGUGAUGUCUGCCCUAGCUGGUUCAUUCGGGACUGCAUGGUCAACUGUGCUAUGAGCGAGAAUUUUGUGAAAGCGUUCUUCACACACAUACGCAAAUCCCAAGAACAUCUUAUCCAACUAAUCAUUCACCCUCUCUUUGGUCAAUUGGAUCAGUAUUCCGGAUCGGAGCAAUAUCCUCGUUUCCCUCAAGGAGUAAGCAAAUUCAUCCACCAGCGUUUUUUCACUAACUUGACCUCUGUCUGGACGGUAAGAAAAGACAAUGAGGUCAAGCUACGUGCGAUGUGUGAGAAACCUUUUAAUCCCGCCCACCUCAAGAAGUACCCUGAUGAGAUUUUAUCGAUUUUCCGUUCCACUAUCAUGUGGGAGAUGAGGCCAGAGAUUAUUACCUAA
Molecule: messenger RNA, 1887 nt
Organism: Penicillium odoratum
Lineage: Eukaryota; Fungi; Ascomycota; Eurotiomycetes; Eurotiales; Aspergillaceae
Exons: 2
Coding region: 1-1887 (628 amino acids)
Source: RefSeq, a predicted model, not a curated record